Molecule: messenger RNA, 1789 nt
Organism: Hevea brasiliensis (rubber tree)
Lineage: Eukaryota; Viridiplantae; Streptophyta; Magnoliopsida; Malpighiales; Euphorbiaceae
Product: pentatricopeptide repeat-containing protein At5g61370, mitochondrial
Exons: 1
Coding region: 148-1581 (477 amino acids)
Molecular function (GO): protein binding
Source: RefSeq, a predicted model, not a curated record
UUAUGAUAAACGAUUGGAAGAUUGCAAGCGGAGAAAGUAAUUUUUUACGGUUACGUGAAUCAUACACCAGUUGUUCGUCGAAAGUCCUAGAAGAAAGACGCGUUGCUUGUUUCAGACCAAGAAGGGUAGGCUUUUACUUGCAAGAGUAUGCAUACCAACAAAUCUAAGAAUUUUUUAUGUUCUAUGUACUCCGCAGUUUCGCAUAAUCAAGUGCCACUCGAGCUGCAAGAGAUGUGCAAAGUUAUUUCCACAUCUAUUGGUAGUUUAGACGAUUUGGAAUCUAGUUUAGAUGGAUUUAGAGUUUGUUUGACAUCACCUCUUGUUACUCAAAUCAUGGAUUCUUGCAAACACGAGGCUCCAACUAGAAGACUGUUAAGAUUUUUUCUGUGGUCGAAUAAAAGACUGGUUUCUGAAAUGAAAAAUGAAGAUUUUAAUCAUGCAAUUCGAGUUUUGGCAGAGAAGAAGGAUCAUACAGCAAUGCAAAUUUUAAUUUCAGAUUUAAGGAAGGACGGUCGUGUGAUGGAGGCACAAACUUUUGGUCUUAUAGCUGAGACAUUGGUUAAACUAGGUAGAGAAGAUGAGGCAUUGGGUAUAUACAAGAACUUGGACAAGUUCAAGUGCCCUCGAGAUAGUAAAACUGUCACUGCCAUUGUCAGUGCUCUUUGUGCCGAAGGUCACGCUAAGAAAGCAUAUGGGGUGUUUUGGCAUCACAAGGAUUUGUUAUCAGAGGUCAAGCCUUGCAUUUAUAGAAGUCUUUUAUAUGGGUGGUCAAUGCUGGAGAAUGUGAAGGAAGCACGAAAGAUUAUCAAAGAGAUGAAGGGGGAUGGGAUAAUGCCGGAUCUGUUUUGUUUUAAUACAUUUCUCAAGUGCCUAUGUGAGAGAAAUCUCAAACGCAAUCCAUCAGGACUUGUGCCUGAAGCUUUGAAUGUGAUGAUGGAAAUGAGAUCUUACAGGAUAGAACCAAACUCAAUUAGUUAUAAUAUUUUGCUUUCUUGUCUUGGCAGGGCAAGAAGAGUCCAGGAAUCUUGUAGGAUGCUUGAGCUAAUGAAAAAAUCAAAUUGUGCUCCUGACUGGGUUAGCUAUUAUCUUGUUGUAAAAGUAUUGUAUUUGACUGGGAGAUUUGGUAAAGGGAUUAAGAUAGUGGAUGAGAUGAUUGUAGCGGGCUUGGUCCCGGAUCAUAAAUUUUACUAUGACUUAAUUGGUGUUCUUUGUGGAGUUGAGAGGGUGAAUUUUGCUCUCGAGUUGUUUGAGAGAAUGAAGAGAAGCACAAUAGGUGGUUAUGGGCCAGUAUAUGAUGUGCUGAUACCUAAACUUUGUACAGAGGGGAACUUCGAGAAGGGUAAAGAGCUAUGGGAUGAGGCCAUGGCCAUGGAUGUCACUCUUUGCUGCUCAAUUGAUGUGCUGGAUCCCUCAAUCACCAAGAUUUUCAAGCCAACAAGGAAGGUGGAGGAAGAGGUCAGGCUUCAGAAUUGCAUCACAGCCAACAUUCCUAAGACUCAAGCACAAGUUAGCAAAACUAGGAGAAACGUAAACAAGAAAAUGGAAAGUAAGAAGAGACAGAAGAAAUCUGCUUCAAGAUAACUGGUAACUUAUAAUGCUUUAUUCCAGCUGCGACACUUUUUCCAUGUUCUUAACUUCAGUCAUUAAAAGAGUAAAUUAUUUCCUGCAUCAUUUUUCAGACUAAUUUCAUAAUACAUGUAAACACACGUGUCAAGCAAUCUGUCAAAUUUUAGACGAGGUUGGUUCAUAUUGUCCCUAUUAAUUCACUUAACUGUUUAUUUCUUGAUGU